Molecule: messenger RNA, 1063 nt
Organism: Alosa alosa (allis shad)
Lineage: Eukaryota; Metazoa; Chordata; Actinopteri; Clupeiformes; Clupeidae
Gene: cytl1
Product: cytokine-like protein 1
Exons: 4
Coding region: 104-541 (145 amino acids)
Biological process (GO): positive regulation of transcription by RNA polymerase II
Source: RefSeq, a predicted model, not a curated record
CGUCACAGCAAUUUUCUUCAUUCUUGAGCAAUACAGUGAAGUAUAAGUGGUGCAUUGAACAUUGCAGUGCAGCCUACAUCAUCACAAAAAACUCAAAACAAUAAUGAAAGUCGGGCUUGCAACUUUGAUUGUCGCCGUAACGUACGUAUGGAUAGCUGAAAGUGCCCCGCCGACAUGUUACUCUAGAGUGUUAGGGCUAAGUAAGGAAAUAAUGGAUACAUUACACAAAUUACAUAAACAUCACCGCACGAAGGACUGCGCUGAGGUGUUGCCAAAGCUGUUUAUAGACGUGCACAAUUCCUGCGUCAUGCCUAAACUCAGAGACUUUCUUUAUGUCGUGGAGAACCUACCUACACCUCAAUGCAGAGCGCGUCCUAGAGUGACUGUUCUGCAGCGCAAAGUCCGAAACUUAUAUACAAUCAUCAACAGAGUUUGCUACCGUGAUCUCGUGUAUUUCACCGAUGACUGUGAGGCCAUAGAGACAGGACACAGCAGUCCACGAUACGGAGAGGACAGACUUCAAUUGUUAGAAGAGAACUGAGAAAACAUACUUCCGUGCUGACGGAGCUUUUAAACUUUUAUAUUGUAUCUAGGUCUAAAACACAAAACUAGACUAAAAUAGAUUUAGGUUAGCUGAAAUAAAACUCAAAUAUUCGUUGAUGGUUUAUUCCCCUAGGUAGAGAAAACUUUCCACAGGAAAUGCUCAGAAUGCCAGCCAUUCCAAUGAAAACCCUUCAAAUAAUAAACCAUAGCAUAAUAUUUGCUUCCGUCUCAGCGCCGAAUUUACACACACACACACACGCGUGCACACACAUAUAACGUGUGUGCUCUAUUCAUUCAUUUCUGUACAUGUCUGUGAAAGUGCCUUCAUGUGGUCUAUGCCUAAGGGAGAAACAAAAGUAGGCUAUUUCUUGUUGAGUUUUUGUUUCAUCUGGGUUUUUCCAUUUAAAAUGUGCUUUUCCUCCUAUGCAGAUAUAGCCUUGAUCUUCUAGUUACAUAAUGUGAUGCACAUAUGCCGACAUUUGUAUUUUAUUUCUGUAUUAAAAAGCUAUAAUCUUUUUCA